Messenger RNA from Leguminivora glycinivorella, 3014 nucleotides. It is a transcript of the gene Arfip, whose product is annotated as arfaptin-2. The coding region runs from base 160 to 1149 and encodes 329 amino acids. The transcript has 7 exons. Gene Ontology annotation, biological process: intracellular protein transport; regulation of Arp2/3 complex-mediated actin nucleation. Lineage: Eukaryota; Metazoa; Arthropoda; Insecta; Lepidoptera; Tortricidae. Gene Ontology annotation, molecular function: protein domain specific binding; phospholipid binding. The record is from RefSeq and is a predicted model, not a curated record. Gene Ontology annotation, cellular component: trans-Golgi network membrane.
UCAAACGACUGUCAAAUUUAUUGUAAGCUUUCAGGAGUAGAGUAUUUCUUGUCUUGUAUUUCAGUAAAAAUGGUGAAAUUUGUGUAACGCUAAACUAUUUUUCAUGUUUUGGAGUGAAAGUUAUCCUUCUUAACAGAUCUCAUACUAACAUUGCCAAAGAUGUCGAAGUGGCAAUCAGAACGCAGUAUUCAUGAGAUGUUGAAGGAUACUCCACCGUUGCGGGAAUCCAGUGACUCCAUCACAUCUGGCACAGAGCCCAACUUCCCUGCUUCACGCUCUAUGACAUUCCCACCAGCUUAUGCCCCACCAGAUGUAUCAGCGGGUGCAGGUGCAGGCUCAAUACUGCGCGCGGGAGGCUCACGCCUCGACUCACUACGAUCCUGGUCGCUCUCCACGUACAAGUGUACCAAGCAGCUGCUCUAUGAGAAACUUGGGAAAACGUCACGCACUGUAGAUACUGAAUUGGAGGCGCAGAUCGAAGCGCUUCGGGAAACGCAGCGCAAAUACGCGGGAGUGCUGCGGCUGAGCUGCGCGUUGACGGCGCAGUUGGCUGCUGCCGCGGCUACGCAGCGGCAGCUCGGCGACGCUUUCGCGGAACUCGCGCAACGCUCGCCAGAACUGCAGACACAGUUCCUAUACAACGCGGACACACAGCGCGCGUUGACGCGGCACGGCGACACACUGCUCGCGGCGCUGCAUUUCUUCAACAACUCGCUAAACACGCUCACCAAUAAGACUAUGGAGGACACGCUACUCACCAUACGACAGUACGAGGCGGCUAGGGUGGAAUAUGACGCGUACCGCAGUGAACUGGAAGCGCGCGGCGGCAACCCGCCGUCGUUACUGCUGGCCAGCAUCGAGCGGCAGCGGCGCGCGUACGAGCGGCUGCGGGACGAUUCCGCCGUCAAACUGGCGUUGCUACACGAAAACAGGGUGAAAGUGAUGAACAAGCAACUCCUCCUAUUCCACAACGCGGUGUCGGCGUACUUCAGCGGCAACGGCGCGGCGCUGGAGGCGGCCGUGAAGCACUUCAGCAUCCACGCGCCCUCGCCGCCCGCGCCGCUCCCGCCGCUCCCCUCGCUCCCCUCGCUCCCCUCGCCACCCGCCGCGCCCGCGCAGGCCGCGCCGACGUCUCCGAGGUCCACGUAAAAACAAAUCACGUCCAGCGGCAUAACUUAUAUUGAGCUCUGCUCGUCUUGGUAUCCACGUGAAAUUAAUAUUUUAUUAAAAUAUCGGAAAAUCGAAUGGACGUAGAUCGGCGAAAGGGAUCCAUCCUUUAAAAAUUGCUAUUGAAAUCGAUGACUACUCCUUGGGAUGGAAAGUCCAAAUUAUAUUGAUAGAAUUUUGUGUAUUGGAUCCUUUUCUUUAAACUACAUCCAAAUUUAAUGUUAUCGCACCCCAACAUUCUGAGGUGAGACGCCAAUCGUGCGGCAUUUUGGGUAUUUGCAAUAAAAUCUAGUAAUUGUUCACCGUUCUUAGGCUAUUGUAAUUUUACUAAAGCGGCACUCGUGUGUUAAGAACGGCGACAUGUAAAUGACUCUUUGUUUUUGCCAUAAGGUGUAUUGUAAAUCAAGAGUGAACAUGUAUGUUCUGGGUGAGCUCACUCCAUCGUAUGCCACGCCUUUGCCUUUGGCUAGUCUGUGGCCAAAAGUGUCUAAUUAUAAUUUAAAAAAAGGUGUACUUUUUAUGGCCAGUGUCUUAACUUAAUUUUAUAAAUUGAUACCAUUUUGCAAAUAUCUUUUGUGCUAUAUUACCAUGACAACCAUUACUAUAAUUUUAUACAAUUGAACCAAGCGCGGAUCCAGCUUCGUGCCCAGGGGGGGUCACGUGGUAAAGGCCCAGGGAGGGGGUCACGUGGUCUAUUUGUAUGGCUAACCUAGGCUCUGGGGUAGGGGGAGGGGGGUUUUUAACCCCCAUGACCCCCCCCCCCCUGGAUCCGCGCAUGAAUUGAACUUGAACUAUAAGUUGACUAUCAGAUAAUCUUCUGUGUAUAAUAUUACCAAUCUCUUACUGCUUUUCAAAAUGAUGAGAUGUGAAAAGAUGCGUGUACAACUUACGACGUAAAAAUUUAAAGGCUAAAAAUAUUUGUAACAACAUUAAAUAUGUAAACCCCAGCACUGCAAAAAAAAUCUUAGCACUGUAAUAUUGCCAUAGCUAUAAUUGUAAGUCUUGCCAGGGGAAUGUUUGCGUGUGUGUUUGAAAAAGGGUUGUCAGCCGAAAAAUGCAUUACAUUAUGCAUUAUGAGGUACGGGACUUUCUAGUCCUUUUUACUGAAAUGUUUGUUGUACUGACAGUGUUGACACCCUUAAUUUACUAACUUAAAAUACACUUGCCGGAGAUUUAUGUAGAUCUGAUGAUUACUUAGUAUAUGACCUUUAGUCUUCUUUCGGGCGAUUGUUGCUUUUAUGCUUGCUUAGAGUACAUAUUUGUACAUAUAGAUAAAUGUUUGUUCAAUUACAUUUCCAAUAUUUUUAUAUCAUAGUGUUAAAAGACAAUGGUCAUUGUAUAGCUCAAGCUUGUCCUUCCUUCACAAUUUUUAAAAUGAGCUUUUCAUUUCAAAUAGAAUGUUUACUGAAUGUGUGUUUAAAAUAUUAUCAAGUUUAUCAUAUCCAAAGAUAAAAUUGUGUAAUCUAGCAUCUCUAUAUCCGUGAUAUUGUAUUCUUAAUAAGUUAGUUGAGAGUUGUUAGCUGGAGCAGGCCUUAUAAAGUAUUACUGUCUUUUGCCAACCACACUCCUCCCAUCAGGUGGAUUGUUGGCAAUGGAGGUAUAAUACACAUAGGUACAUGAUAUUGUGAUCUGUGAGUAGAACUGACAAUACAAGUGAGUGUAGCUUGAAUACCUAAGUAUGAAAGUAUUUUGAAUAGCUAGUCAACCUUUAUUUUAUUAUUUGUAUGUAAAUUUACUUAUUUAUUAUCAAUUAUUUUAGACAAAUUUUCUUAAUGUUUAAGUUAAAUGCAUUUAUUAUUUAUGGAGUGUAAAAUAGAUUUAUUGAAGAAUAAGUACUUGUAUUUUUU